UCCAUUCCCUUGUGAAAUUAGAAAUACCUCGAUGCUAUAAACCGCACGAAUUUAACAAGACAAGGAAUGCGGAACUCCACUAUUUUGCUGACGCAUCGACUGAAGGAUAUGGGGUAGCAACGUACCUUCGGCUGGAAGAUACCCAAGGAAGGAUUCAUUGUACCUUAGUUAUGGGCAAAUCAAGAGUUGCACCUCUUAAAACAGUCACGGUACCCAGAUUGGAACUAACCGCUGCAACAUUGGCCGUGAAGCUGAAUAAACAAAUUUGUGAUGAGUUGGAUCUGUCAAUAAGUCAAAUUGUUUUCUGGAGCGAUUCAAUGAUAGUGCUGCGUUACAUUAAGAGCGAGAACAAAAGGUUUCAAACCUUUGUAGCGAAUCGAUUACAAGUUAUUCACGAUGCUUCUACUCCGAAUCAAUGGAGACAUGUGCCAACCAAGCUCAACCCAGCCGACCUUGCAUCAAGAGGUAUAAGUCUUGGUCGCGCAACAGGCCAAGACCAACGGGACUUGCAGUUUUGGUUGAACGGACCCGAUUUCCUUUGGAAAGAUCCCAAAUUAUGGCCAACGCAGCUAGAUGACAUACCAGACGUAGAAGACACAGAUGUGGAAGUAAAGAAACCUAAAGCAAGAGUUGGUGCCGUCAUCAACUCAAAGGAUGCACCCCCUGAUUCGCUAAUACAACUUAUCCAUCGAACAUCCGAAUGGUACAGAUUGCAGAAGUCGGUUGCAUGGCUGCUAAGAUUCAAACAGUACAUCUUAAGCCGUUAUCCAAACGGUCCAGGAUUAGAAGUACAACGUGGUCCUCUAAAGGUAAAAGAGAUUGAAUCGGCAACCCAGGAAAUAAUUAAACUUACCCAACGAAGUUCAUCUAUCAACGAGAAAACUAUGAGAGAGAGAUACGCUAAACUAUGUCCAGUCAUCGCCGGAGGAAUUGUGAGAGUUGGUGGACGUUUGGAUAAAUCAUCGCUGCCGGAAGAAUCUAAACAUCCCGCAAUUCUUGAUUCCAGUCAUCACGUUACAAAGCUCAUUGUCCGGUAUUACCAUGCAAAGGAAGGUCACGCUGGAACCAGUCAAACUCUAGCAGCAAUACGGCAACGCUUCUGGAUAAUAAAGGGACCUAGCACUGUGAAGAGUAUAGUCAAUAAUUGUGUUCCGUGUCGUCGCCGAAACCAGUCUCCAGGGAAGCAGAUAAUGGCCCCACUGCCAAAAGCUCGUGUGAAAUCUGGUGAGUACCCGUUUUCAUCUGUGGGAGUCGAUUAUUUUGGACCUCUUAAAGUCAAAUAUAAAAGAGGAACUGAAAAACGAUAUGGCUGUGUAUUCACUUGCUUAGCCAUAAGGGCCAUACACAUUGAGAUUGCACAUGACCUAUCGACAGAUUCCUUCAUUCAAGCCGUAUGUAGGUUCGUCAGUCGACGCGGACCGCCGAAUGAGUUGUUCAGUGACAACGGGACGAAUUUUAGAGGAGCGGAAUCUGAAGUUAAGCAAAUGUUGCAAAAUUGGAAUCAAGCUAGAAUAUUAGAUCGUCUAAGAGAAAGGGAAUUCAAUGGCAUUUCUCUGCUCCGAAAGCAAGCCAUAGCGGGGGAGUUUGGGAGCGCAUGA
Molecule: messenger RNA, 1598 nt
Organism: Xenia sp. Carnegie-2017
Lineage: Eukaryota; Metazoa; Cnidaria; Anthozoa; Malacalcyonacea; Xeniidae
Exons: 1
Coding region: 171-1598 (475 amino acids)
Molecular function (GO): nucleic acid binding
Source: RefSeq, a predicted model, not a curated record